AUGGGCGAGAAGGACGCUAGCUCGACCGAUGCGGCCUGGAGCGGCCCGACUGCCGACAGGUUCGAAAACAAAGCAUACAGCGAGUACUUCGACCCAUGCCAGGAAGCGGCGCAGAAGAGCAUCCGAUGUCUGCACCGGAACGGCGGCGAUAGGGAGAUGUGCACCGACUUUUUCCAGGCUUAUCGAGACUGCAAGGAGCAAUGGACAAACGCACGGAAAGAGGCUAGAAAGAAGUCGUCGUGGUUUGGGUAA
Molecule: messenger RNA, 252 nt
Organism: Trematosphaeria pertusa
Lineage: Eukaryota; Fungi; Ascomycota; Dothideomycetes; Pleosporales; Trematosphaeriaceae
Exons: 4
Coding region: 1-252 (83 amino acids)
Source: RefSeq, a predicted model, not a curated record